This is a messenger RNA of Echinops telfairi (small Madagascar hedgehog), 4712 nucleotides long. It is a transcript of the gene COL18A1, whose product is annotated as collagen type XVIII alpha 1 chain. Lineage: Eukaryota; Metazoa; Chordata; Mammalia; Afrosoricida; Tenrecidae. The transcript is spliced from 41 exons. Bases 18 to 4532 code for a protein of 1504 amino acids. The record is from RefSeq and is a predicted model, not a curated record.
GUGUGCACGCCGCCCCGAUGGCUCCGGACCCUAAUGGUCGCCGGAGCCUCCUGCUGCUCACCUGCUGCCUUGCCGCUGCGCACGCCCAGCUGGAUUGGCUGUGGCCUUCCAAUUCAGGCAACUCGAGGAAGCUGGCCUCUGAACCCCCGAGCUACACACCUGCACGGCCCAUAGCAGAGACCACCACGCAAGUGGAGCCCCAGGAUGCCCCCCUGGAGCAGGUGACUGUCCCCGCUGUCCCUGAGCCACCCCCAGAGGGACGGGAAACUGGCCAGGGCGGGACCCCCUCUGCCCUCCCCGUGAUCCCGGACGAUCGGGAGGAGAACAUCGCUGGUGUGGGAGCCAGGAUCCUGAAUGUGGCUGAAGGCAUCCGGAGUUUCAUCCAGCUGUGGAGCGAUACCAGCCCCACCAAGGGCCCCGCCGGGGCAAGUACAUUGGCCCCUGAAGCCUCCCAGGACCGCCUCACCCUUCCUGAGACCUCUGGCAGCCCUGCAGGGGGCUGGCUGAGCAGCACAUCCCCCAGCUCACAGGACACCCUGAGGACCCAUCCCAGCAUCCAGCCAGGCCCCACCCAGCUGCUCUCCUCCCCGGACAGGCCCCGGACCCCUCUCAGGGAGCCCUCGGUGCCCCUCCUGUCUCCAGAUGGUGCCAGCGUGGAGGAGGUGGGGCUCCUGCAGCUCCUCGGGGAGCCCCCACCCCCACAGAUCACCCAGAUCGAGGACCCCAGCUUCGGCCCCGCCUACGUCUUUGGCCCGGAGGCCAACAGCGGCCAGGUGGCCCGCUACCAUGUGCCCAGCCCCUUCUUCCGGGACUUCUCCCUGUUCUUCCACCUGAAGCCGACCACGGAAGCUGCCGGCGUGCUGUUUGCCAUCACAGACGCCAGCCAGACGGAGAUCCGAGUGGGCGUGAAGCUCUCCCACGUGCAGAAGGGGCACCAGCAGAUCCAGCUCCUGUACACAGAGCCAGGGACGGGGCACACCCGCACAGCAGCCAGCUUCCACCUGCCCGCCCUCACCGACAAGUGGGUCCGCUUUGCACUCGGCGUGCAGGGUGGCGAGGCGGUGCUCUACGUGGAGUGUGAAGAGGUCCAGAGGCUGCCCUUCCAGCGGGCCCCCAGGGGCCUGCAGCUGGAGCCCGGUGCCGGCCUCUUUGUGGGUCAGGCUGGAGGGGCUGACCCCGACAAGUUCCAGGGUUUGAUCGCAGAGCUGAGAAUACGAGGGGACCCCCAGGUGAACCCCACACACUGCCUGGAUGAGGACGGCGAUGACUCGGAUGGGGUCUCAGGGGACUUUGGAAGCGGGCUGGAGGACAGCCAGGCACGUCUCACAGAAGAGGCGGGCCCCUCCCUGAAGCCCCACCUGCCCGAGGUUCCCCCAGUCACCUCUCCACCCGUGGCUGGAGGCAGCAACCCGGUAGAUUCCAGAACUGAAGAGGUUGAGGAAGAAACAACAGUGGCUCCAUUAGGAGCUCAGACCCUCCCUGGUAGGGACCAGGGGAGGACAGGCGACACCCUUCCCAUGGGCUCAGAUGUGGCCACCACAUCGGUCGGUGUGGAAGAGCUGGGCCUGAGGCCCCACUCUCCAAGCCUGAAGGGGCAGAAAGGGGAGCCUGGUGCCCAGGGUCUGCCUGGCCUACCUGGCCCCCAAGGCCCCGCAGGUCCAGCUGUCCAAGGCCCGGAUGGCCCCGCCACACAUCCUGUCCCUGGGCCACAGGGACCCCCUGGGCCACCAGGGAGGGAUGGCACCCCAGGAAGAGACGGUGAGCCAGGAGACCCCGGUGAAGAUGGAAAGAAGGGCGACACCGGGCCACAGGGCUUCCCAGGAACCCCAGGAGAGAUGGGCCCCAAGGGCGACAAGGGUGACCCUGGGUCCGGGCCACGUGGACCCCCUGGGCCCCAGGGGCCUCCAGGGCCUCCGGGACCCUCGUUCAGACCAGACAAGCUGACCUUCAUCGACAUGGAGGGGUCCGGGUUUGGUGGCGACAUGGAGACCCUCAGGGGUCCAAGAGGUUUCCCCGGGCCCCCAGGGCCCCCAGGGGUCCCAGGUCUGCCCGGUGAGCCGGGCCGCUUUGGGGUGAACAGUUCGGACAUCCCAGGGCCUGCAGGCCUCCCAGGUGUGCCUGGACGAGAGGGACCCCCUGGCCAGCCCGGCCCCCAAGGACCCCCGGGCCCUCCAGGAAAACAGGGGCAGCGAGGACAGGAUGGCCAGAAAGGAAGCCUCGGUGAAGCGGGCGCCCCAGGACCUAAGGGUGGUCGGGGAGACCCCGGUCCCAUUGGUGCUCCUGGGAGGCAUGGCCUAGCUGGAGACCCUGGACCAGCUGGACCGCAAGGACCCCCAGGUCCUCCUGGACCCCCAGGGCCACCAGGACCAGGAUUUGCAGCAGCAGGAUUUGAUGACAUGGAAGGUUCUGGAGGGCCCUUCUGGUCCACCGGCUCCACCGGACCACAGGGACCCACUGGCCCUCCGGGACACAAGGGGGAUCCUGGAACACCUGGGGCCAAGGGAGAAGCUGGAGGGGAAGGCCCUGCGGGGUUCCCCGGCCUUCCCGGCAGAGAGGGUGCAGCCGGGCCCCAGGGACCCAAAGGCGACAAAGGCAGUCAAGGAGCAAAGGGUGACCCAGGAAAGGACGGCGUGGGGCAGCCUGGACUCCCAGGGCCACCUGGACCCCCGGGCCCUGUGGUCUACGUGUCAGCAGAGCAGGACAAGGUGACUGGGAGUGAGUCGGGACACGAGGGCAGGCUGGGGGCCGCAGGUUUUGCUGGACCAGCUGGGCCAAAGGGCGACAUGGGCUCCAGAGGAGAACCUGGCUCCCCAGGACAGAAGGGUGAGAAGGGCGAGGCUGGCCCCAUCUUCCAUCCCGACGGCAUGGCCCUGGCCCCUCCGGAGAAAGGAGCCAAGGGUGAGCCAGGCCACCGAGGACCCCCGGGACACUAUGGACGGCCUGGGUACAAGGGCGAGAUCGGGUUUCCUGGACGGCCGGGUCGCCCGGGGAUGAAUGGACUGAAAGGGGAGAAAGGGGAGCCGGGGAACGCCGGAUUCAACAUGAGGUGUCCACCCGGCCCCCCGGGGCCUCCAGGGCCCCCUGGCCCUGCUGGAAUGCCUGUGUACGACAGCAGUGCAUUUGUCAACUCAGGCCGCCCUGGGCCUCCUGGAUUGCCAGGGUAUCAGGGGCCUUCUGGGCCGAAGGGUGACAAAGGAGAUGUGGGCCCACCGGGGCCCCCAGGGCAGUUCCCGUUCGACUUCAUGAAGUUGGAGGCAGAGAUGAAGGGCGAGAAGGGUGACCGCGGGAACGCUGGACAGAAAGGAGAGAGGGGAGAGCCGGGGGGCAGUGGAUUCUUCGGCUCCAGUGUGCCAGGCCCCCCUGGACCCCCUGGCUACCCUGGGAUUCCGGGUCCCAAAGGAGAGAGUAUCCGAGGUCUGCCUGGCCCCCCAGGCCCUCAGGGGCCCCCUGGCACCGGCUAUGAGGGACGUCAGGGGCCACCUGGGCCUCCUGGUCCCCCAGGGUCUCCAGGACUCCCCUCAUUUCCUGGCCCUCACAGGCAGACCAUCAGUGUUCCUGGCCCCCCAGGCCCACCGGGUCCCCCAGGUCCCCCUGGAAACAUGGGCGCAUCCUUGGGUCAGGUGAAGAUCUGGGCCACGUACCAGACCAUGCUGAGCAAGGUGCAUGAAGUGCCUGAGGGCUGGCUCAUCUUCGUGGCUGAGAGAGAGGAGCUGUACGUCCGGGUCCGGAAUGGGUUCAGGAGAGUUCUGCUGGAGGGCCGGACGCCACUGCCACUCGGGACGGACAACGAAGUGGCCGCCCUGCAACCCCCUGUAGUGCACAAGGACAGUCCGUACAUCUGGCAGGAGCCCCCACCCUCUACGACAAGGAACUGGCGAUCAGAUGCCGCCAUCAUGGCCAACCACGCCCGCCUGUCAAACUCUGGGAGCCAUGGCGCCUACUCCCACCUCCUGCCAGCUCACCCCACCCUCGUGCCUAGCCACGCCCACCAAGACUUCCAGCCUGUGCUCCACCUGGUCGCCCUCAAUGGCCCGCUAACAGGGGGCUUGCGCGGCAUCCGAGGCGCCGACUUCCAGUGCUUCCAGCAGGCGCGGGCCCAGGGGCUCACGGGUACCUUCCGCGCCUUUCUGUCCUCGAGGCUGCAAGACCUGCACAGCAUCGUGCGGCGCGCAGACCGCGGGGACGUGCCCAUCGUCAACCUCAAGGACGAGGUGCUGUUCCCCAGCUGGGAGGCCUUGUUCUCGGGCUCUGAGGGCCAGAUGAGGCCCGGAGCCCGCAUCUUCUCCUUCGACGGCAGGGACGUCUUGAAGCACCCUGCCUGGCCCCAGAAGAGCGUGUGGCACGGCUCGGACCCCAGCGGGCGGCGUCUGACCGAGAGCUACUGCGAGACGUGGCGGACAGAGUCCCCAGCAGCCAUGGGCCAGUACUCCUCACUGCUGACAGGCAAGCUGCUGGAGCAGAAGCCCGCGAGCUGCCGUCAUGCCUUCAUCGUCCUCUGCAUUGAGAACAGCUUCAUGACCGCCUCCUCCUAGCGAGGCCUCUGCUGCUCAGAUGGAUGGACAGGUGGCCGCAAAGGAGGCCCAGGCGAGUCUCGAUGGCAGGUCGCGUGUCUACAACUCUGCUACCUGCCUGGAACCUGGGAGGUCCACGUUUCUGUAUAGUCCAUGUCUUCAUGUAACCCCCUCAAGAAAUAAAAGGAGCCAAAGAGUGUA